Molecule: messenger RNA, 2373 nt
Organism: Boeremia exigua
Lineage: Eukaryota; Fungi; Ascomycota; Dothideomycetes; Pleosporales; Didymellaceae
Exons: 2
Coding region: 89-2263 (724 amino acids)
Source: RefSeq, a predicted model, not a curated record
UCUUCAUCUUCAUUUCAGCCUUCCCACAACUUCAUUUCAGUUUUCAUUCACCUUCAUUGCAGGCUGUUCGACCAGUCUAUGAUCUAUCAUGAAAGUCCCCGACGUCUUCCUCAUCCUACUGCUGACCUGCAUAACUGCGCAUUCCUGCCAAAUUCUCCUUCUCGAGUAUUUUAGAAAACAGCUCCCCCGAAGAUUGAAGCAGCACGAGAACAUCUGGUAUUUACCUGCGACGUCCAUCUGUCUAUCUGUCGCGGUCGUCGUUGCUUCAGCUUUGACAAAGCCGAACACAACCACGCAAUGCCUACAAGAUGUCGAAGUUAACGCAGAUAUUGGAGGCAUCGGGGUUCUCCUUGGACUGUUCCUGCCCACUGUUGUCAUUGGCAUGGUGCUCUUAUCCGGACACUGGAAGGCCGAGCCUUCGGGGGCGAAAGAACUAUGCAUGGCUCACAUGGCGAAUUUGCUUUACUUGACGGUAAACCUCUUGAAGUCGCAUCACGAAAUUAGCAUCCGAGACACUUUGGUUGCUUGCUCUAGCAUUGACGCCAUUAGUGCUUCCAUUUCCAUGGCUAUCUCGGAUAAGGACGUACUUGCUGCGCGCAAGCUUGUGAUGGCUGGGCUCAUACUUCAAGUAACGGCCUUUGUCUCUCAAGGCUUUACUCUCAGUAGACUUUCAAGAUUCCCAGCCCAUUGUAUUACCGAGCUGCAUCAUCCAACGAUCAGUUCAUCAAAGGGGCUCAUGUGGAGUUACUUUGUGCUCCGAGUUCUCUCCACUUUCUCGCUAAUCCCAACAGUAAGGCGUCUCAUGAACCGCCUGAACGAAAUCGAACACGCUCCACGCCAAGGACUGCAGGUCAAAGAGGCCAGAAGUUGGGAAUCACUACCUGCUACCUUGUUCACGAACUAUCUUUGCUUCGGCGCACUUGCCUUCAUUCAACUGGUUCCAACUCUCAGUAUUACGCGAGCAAGCUUCCCUCAGUCUGCCGAAAAACUGCGAACCGAAUGGGGCCAGAGCGCAGCGCUCAUAGUAGCUUCAGUGGCCAUUGCCCAUGUCGGAUUCUCCUUCUUCACCCUGUUCCGUUCAGAUGCAAUGAAGCAUCGCCUUGCUGUAUGUGAGGCCAUGCGAACCUCAGUAACCUGGGCAUUGCCUCAACGAAGUUGGAAAACAUCCACGGUCGGGAACGUUCUGCAACAACGAUCACCUUUCUCCAAAGUAAUACUGCGGCCGAGCGACGAGCUCCUUGUGGAUGAUACGCAGCUUCGGCCGUAUGCCGAACUGAACUUAAGCAAGGAAGAGCAAGACGGGCUCUGGGAAGAGCUGAAACUUGCAUUCGUCGAGAACGACAAAGUAUACAUCAUGGAUUGUCUGAACAGAGGCGCACCAGACAAUCGCCUAGACGAAGAAACUCGAGAGUAUCCGAUACAUAUGGCUGCUCGAUUUGGUAACUUGGAUGUCCUUAGCCGGAUCCACCCUCCCGGUCCCCAUAACACGCUGACAGCCACUGAUCAAUUUGACAUCGAAAUGCGGAACAUCCUUCGAAUCUCUACCGACUAUUUUGAUAGAUUACUCUCUCCGAAUGUAUACGAGGAGACACCGCUUACACUGGCUGUCAAUGUGAACCAGAAAUCAGCAGUCCAGUGGAUAUUAGACCGUUUUCGGGAGAUCCCGGGCACCUCAGUCGAGCUCUAUGAACGUGCGGAAUGGGAAGUGAUCCGAGUAAUGGAAUCUUUAAUCCAAGCCGAGAAAACAGACCUCCUAACCAUCUUCAUGCACAAAUGCCCGCAUUGGGAGUCGACGAAAUUUCGGAUCAAUCAGUGGCACUGCGGAGCCAUUGACUUUGCGCUGCUAAGCUUGAAACCAAGGUCAGCGGAGCUGAUUAUGUCUAAAUGGAGACAACCCUACUUGCUCCCAGACCAUUUAUACAACAAAACGUUAUGGAAAAGGCUCGAGGUUCUUCCUGAGACCACGAGUAAAAAAUGGUUCAAGUUGUUUCGGGACAACUCCCCUGAUGCCCCCUCAGAGAUACAGUUCCGUGACGAUCUGUUGAGAGAAGGCCACACCGAAUUGUUGGUUAACUUUGGAUACGAUGGUCAAUCAUUAUGCAAGGCUAUGUUACCUUCCCCUCGCGAAUAUAACAGUGCUCGUUUCAUGGCUGGAUAUCCUCGCGACGCCUUAGCCUCAUUGCCUACCGAGACCCUCGACUGCAUGCGCACGAGAACAGUAGAGGCUCUCGAGCGUUGGUCUGCAGCGGGCGCUCGUAACUAGUCGAACUUUUCAACAGCGGUCAAGAUUACAGAAAUUGAGCCUUUAAGAGAUCUACUAGCCGAAGAGUUAUCGCUAGGCAAUGCCACAAGGAUGGCCAACGCCAUCUGGAU